CCUACUGAGUGCUGGGAUUUAUAGGUGUGCACUACCAAACCCGGCUUGCUGGUUUGUGUUUGAAUUAAUUGAUUUCAUCCAUUUUCAAGCUUUAGUAUACAAAGAGCCUGUUAAAAAACUCACAUUUCUGAGCCUAUCUUCUCCAGUCUCAGCAGCCAUGGAAACAUUUUGACAAAGUACCAGGUGAUUUUGGUGCUAUGUAUUUUACAUUUCUUUUGGUGAUGAAAAUAAAUUUAAAGUUGGGGAGUUUUUUCUCCUUUUGUUUAGGCUUCUAGGUGCUUUUACAUUUUAGUGGCACACUGCCAUUGAGCAGUUCACUACAGAUGUAGUAGUUGGCUUGUGACAGUGUUCCUGUCAGAAUCCCCACCAGGGCUCGGUAAGAUGGUUCUGAUGCAGCAGAUCUGAGAUGGGACCGAACAUUUGUAUUUCUCACAGGUUACCAGGUGACGGCUGAUGCACCUGAUCCAGGGACCACACUUGGCGAUUGGUUGGUUAAGGAUCACAUAUCAGUUCUAACUUCCCUCUGGGCAGCUUGAGAUGCACAGCAUAUGAAUGGAAGAGCAGAGUCAUACCUUUAGCCUCCAGACCCAUGCCAUGCACAGGCUUUGCGAUGUCUGAGAGGUGUGAUUGCCUACAUCAGCUCUUCCAGCUCAGCCUCCAGCCCCGCCUCUUGUCACAGCGAGGGCUCAGAGAAUAGUUUCCAGUCUUCCUCUUCUGUUCCAUCUUCUCCAAACAGUGCUAAUUCCGAUGCCAAUGGGAAUCCCAAGAAUGGUGAUCUCUCCAGCAUUGAAGGCAUCCUGAAGAACGAUCGAAUAGAUUGUUCUAUGAAAACAAGCAAAUCAAGUGCUCCCAGCAUAACAAAGAGUCACAGUGGUGUGACAAAGUUUAGUGGCAUGGUUCUACUGUGUAAAGUCUGUGGGGAUGUGGCGUCAGGAUUCCACUAUGGAGUUCAUGCUUGUGAAGGCUGUAAGGGUUUUUUUCGGAGAAGUAUUCAGCAAAACAUCCAAUACAAGAAGUGCCUGAAGAACGAGAACUGUUCUAUCAUGAGAAUGAAUAGGAACCGAUGUCAGCAGUGUCGCUUCAAGAAGUGUCUGUCUGUGGGAAUGUCAAGAGAUGCUGUUCGGUUUGGCCGUAUUCCUAAGCGUGAAAAACAGAGGAUGCUAAUUGAAAUGCAGAGUGCGAUGAAGACCAUGAUGAACAGCCAAUUCAGCGGUCACUUGCAGAAUGAUGCCUCAGCAGAGCAUCAUGAACAGACAGCCUUAGCAGCCCAGGACCAGCUGCGACCCAAGCCCCAGCUGGAGCAAGAAAACAUCAAGAGCUCUCCUCCCCCCUGUGAUUUUGCAAAGGAAGAAGUGAUUGGCAUGGUGACCAGAGCCCACAAGGAUACCUUUAUGUACAAUCAAGAGCCACGAGAAAACCCAGCUGAGGGCAUGCAGCCCCAGAGAGGAGAGCGGAUUCCCAAGAACAUGGAGCAGUAUAAUUUAAACCAUGACCAUUGUGGCAGUGGGCUUAACAGCCACUUCCCCUGUAGUGAGGGCCAGCAACACCUCAACGGACAGUAUAAAGGGAGGAACAUAAUGCAUUACCCAAAUGGGCAUGCCAUUUGUAUUGCAAAUGGACAUUGUAUGAACUUCUCCAAUGCUUAUACUCAAAGAGUAUGUGAUAGAGUUCCAAUAGAUGGAUUUUCUCAGAAUGAGAACAAGAAUAACUACAUGUGCAACACUGGAGGGAGGAUGCAUCUGGUCUGUCCAAUGAGUAAGUCUCCAUAUGUGGACCCACAUAAGUCGGGGCAUGAAAUCUGGGAGGAGUUCUCUCUGAGCUUCACCCCAGCUGUGAAGGAGGUGGUAGAGUUUGCCAAGCGCAUUCCAGGCUUCCGAGACCUCUCUCAGCACGACCAGGUCAACCUGCUAAAGGCUGGGACUUUCGAGGUUUUAAUGGUACGGUUUGCAUCUUUAUUUGACGCAAAGGAGCGCACCGUCACCUUUUUAAGUGGGAAGAAGUACAGUGUGGAUGACUUACACUCCAUGGGCGCAGGGGAUCUGCUGAACUCCAUGUUCGAGUUUAGCGAGAAGCUCAAUGCCCUCCAGCUCAGUGAUGAGGAGAUGAGUUUGUUCACCGCAGUAGUCCUGGUAUCUGCAGAUCGGUCUGGAAUUGAAAAUGUCAACUCUGUGGAGGCUUUGCAAGAAACUCUCAUUCGCGCACUAAGGACCUUAAUAAUGAAAAACCACCCAAACGAGGCCUCAAUUUUUACAAAACUACUUCUAAAGUUGCCAGAUCUUCGAUCUUUAAACAACAUGCACUCUGAGGAGCUCCUGGCCUUUAAAGUUCACCCUUAAGGCCUUUGCUUAUUUGAACAUGAACUGAUGCUAACUGUACAUUUUGUGCUAAAAUGCUUAUUUAUAUGUGUAUAGUGUAUGUGGAGGUAGAAAAGACCUUUAAGACAAUACCAGACUGUAGACUGUCUCUAUAAUCAUGCAUUAGUUGUGUGGAUCAAGAACUCUACAGCCGUGGUUAGAUGUUGACCACACUCCCCAGUAGACCAAGCAGCUGUGUUGCACUUAGACUGGAGAAGUCACACUGAAUUAUAAUCACACUGAAUGUCAGACUUUUUCAUCUGCCAAAACCAAACACCAUUUUGAUCUCCCUGUGGUAUAAAUAUAAUGCACAGUCACAAGUACAGGAGGACUUAGAAAUUAAUACUUUUUGGUGGAAUUUCUGUUGAAUGAUGGAAAUCUUGGUAUCACCAGGAAACAGUGAGAUCUGGUAAUCGGAGGUGUUGGGAUCUGGGAGAUCUCAGUGUUUGCAUUUUGCUCUGCCACUGUCGAGGUGUAUGAUUGUGGACAGUGAGUUGGUUGUGAUAGUGUCCCCAAAGGCCCACCUCACAGAGAUACUAAAAAAUGUCCAUAAAGCAUAUUUACCAUAGGCACUAUGUAAAUAAGGUAAAUUUUGUUAAUUACUCAUAGUAGCAUUCUUUUCUUAUUUCUAAGCAUUUCUAGGAAAACAUUUCAUAGUCCAUACCAAUCUCUUAUUCAGGGUUCCAAGUUCAUGGGUCUGUCAGCUGCACAGUAUUUGUACAUAGUACGUAUGUGAAUACAGCUAUACAUAAAUAUAUUUCUUCACAAUAUUUUAAACUGUGAAGAACUUACACAAUAAACUUAAAAUGGGGUAUUCAAAAGACCCAAAUUAGGUGCAUUUUACCUGUUGGUGAUGAUGUAAUCAUUGCUUUAAAAUGUUUAGGCAGUAGAAUAUGAAUUUAUGCUCUAGUUUUGUUUAUUUAAGCAACACUUACUGUAAAAGUGCAACAGGCAGUAAAGUCCAAAUUUCAAACAAUGUUUAAGAGUUCAUCCUUGGUAAGAUCUUUGGUUCAGGAUACUGGUGUUUUAAAGGCUCAUUCAGAUCCUUACCUUGAGCUAAGAAAGGUUGUGUAGCUGCCCGUUAUACAAGUGCUGCAACUUGAUGAUAAGGAAUUUUAAUUUGUAGAAUUUGUUCAUGACUGUUGGCACGUGUGCAUACACAGGGCUGUGCACGUGUGUAUAUUCUGAGUCCACUUUUCCCCUAGAUAACACUACAGGGAUUUUGUCAAAUUAGAUUUAAUCUAUAAUUUGAAAAAUCAUUUAGUGUGUGACCUACAGGCUUAAAAAUGUAAUAGCCGAAGACCUCAUCCAUGUGUCUAAUAGUAUGCCUUAUUAAAUAGAUAAGAUCAGCGUCCAUUUAUGGCAGUAGGUAGGAGAAAGAGCCAAAGUUGAGGGUUUUGUGUACCUUUUCCUGCUUCACUGGAAACCAGAAGUUAAUUGGAUUUUCUGGUAAAGAUCUAGUUCUAUAUAAUGUUUGGAUUAUAUAAAGCUGCAGAAACACUAAGAUCUGCUUUAAUAUACUAAGCCUGUUACUUUCAUGACAUGAGCAGAAUGCCUUAUUUUGUACUCUUGUUUUAACUUGUUGCUACUGGGAUUUGAAUUUCUGUGGUACUUGCUAAAUUGAAAAAGAGGAAAGGUGAUUAUGAGGUCUGUGAUACAACAUAACCGUAAUUGUGAAUUACCUUAAGUAGGUAUGACUUUUAUGGGAUUAUACAGUUAUAGUUUUUGUGAAUUCUUUACAUGAUAGCAUUAUCUUUUUGUAAUUUUUUCCUGAUAACAAAUGCAUAGUUUUCUUCAAUUGCAAAUAGAAAUGGCUUUCUGAAGUAAUACUGAAAACCUCAAACAUGGUGUUGAUUCUUAAUUUUUGCCUUUUGUCUAAGCGUCUUUAUAAUAUGUAUCUUUAAAACAGUUACAUCUUUAGGAAUAUGUAACCAGAACUAUGUUAGUAUUGCUUAUUAAACUUUAGUUAGGUUCAGUAUAUACAUGUAUACAUCCAUAUAUAGGCAUAAUAGGUUUGCAUAUUGUCUUGUUUGCAUAUUAUUUUAUUUGAAUAAAUUCUUCCUGUAGGUGAUGGGAAAGAAAAUUAGUAGUUUAUAUGCCACUCAUAGUAUUUCUGUAUUUGAAAAUAGCCCAAAUAUGAAACUUCUAAUUCUAAAAUUAAACUAGCAGCCUAUUACAAGCACAUUCUUUGAUUGAGUUGUGGUUACAAAGGCAAAGAAGACCACCAGAUUCUGAGUUGGCGAGACACUGUUGAUUAACUCAUAAUGUACUGUAUGAAUUAAGUGAUGCUUUAACUCUGACUUUACAUUUUAAAGUUAAAAUAUGGGCAUUAUGUCAGCAAACUUAAGGGCAUUAUGUCAGGAAGCUAAAACAUUUUUUUUUUUUCCUGUGCUUUUAAUGUAUCUCUUUAGUGACCCGAGAGAGUAUUCCAGCUUUCAGAGAGAUAGCUGAGGGUAAGGAGAAGCAUCUGGAAAUGGAUCUUAUCCUUGUGGUGAUGGUUUAAUUACAGAUUAAAAAAUUAAAAGGAAAUUUCAGUGGAUUAAAGUACGUAGCUUUCAUAUCUACAUUUCAAGAAAUUACAUUGCAACUCAGUAAGAGAUGAUUUAUUUUAUGUAAACAUCAUUGCAAAGCCAGGUGUAGAAGCUCAGCUAGAUUUAUUACUGUGCACGAGAGAAAAUACGUAUCUCAACUGUUCUUUUGCUUUUUUCCAGUAUAAAGUUUGCUGAAUGUACAAGAAAAGUUUAUCACUUAGGACAUAGAUUUUUUUUUUAGGGGCUGGGGGGAGGGGCUCUGUGAAGUUGUUACCUAUAAACAAGAUGGUCUUGAUUUGAUCCAAAAAUUAAAACUUGAACCCAUUCUUGAACUAACAUGGAAAACUAAAAUGGCUAUUGUUUAAAAAAAUGAUAGAAAUAUAUUGCUAACAGGAUAUUAAUUAAGCUUAUUUCCUAUAAACUGUAAUUGAUGAUGACAUGGAUAAUAUCUUCAUGUUUCUGAGAAGUUAUCUAUACAUGGGGGAAGGGGAUAAUAAAUAUUAUUUCUGACGAAGAGUGGAGUUUGGUGUCUUAUCUACCUUGAGGUUUUUCUAACACCAUUUAUAAUUUAGUUUCAUUUACUACAGGUCAUCUUUCCUCUGAUCACAGCAGGAUGUCUUAUGCACACCUCUGUUUCAGAAUGGACAAACUUUAAUAUGUAGGGCUUUUUUGGGCCAAGUGCUAUAGCUCAUGUCCAUAAUCCCAGCCACUCAGGAGGUAGAGAUCAGGAGGAUUGUGGCCCCGGUAAAAUGUUAGUGAGACCCCAUUUCAGCAAAUAAGGUAGGCUUCAUGGCACAUGCUGUCACCCCAGUUAUAAGGGAGGCAUUUGAUAGAAUUGUGGUCUGAAACUGGCCAGGGCAAAAAAUGUGAGACCC
Messenger RNA from Castor canadensis (American beaver), 5760 nucleotides. The record is from RefSeq and is a predicted model, not a curated record. NCBI's taxonomy places the organism in Eukaryota, Metazoa, Chordata, Mammalia, Rodentia, Castoridae.